Messenger RNA from Ananas comosus (pineapple), 3753 nucleotides. RefSeq names its product pentatricopeptide repeat-containing protein At1g11290, chloroplastic-like. Gene Ontology annotation, molecular function: protein binding; RNA binding. The transcript has 4 exons. Lineage: Eukaryota; Viridiplantae; Streptophyta; Magnoliopsida; Poales; Bromeliaceae. The coding region runs from base 1 to 2817 and encodes 938 amino acids. Gene Ontology annotation, biological process: RNA modification. The record is from RefSeq and is a predicted model, not a curated record.
AUGAGCGCGCCCUUCUUCUUCUUCUUCUUCUCCUUCCAAACUCUCUCCUCUUCCCACCUCUCUCUUCAUAUCACCCGCUCCGCUCUCUCCCACUCCUUCACUUCGUUCCACCUCUCUCACACCCCAUUAACGCUGCGCUCUCGCUUAAGACACCUCUCUCGCGCCGGAGACCACCUCGGCCUCCUUUCUCUCUUCGCUCGCGCGCGCCGCGAACGAGCUGUGGACCCCGACAGGCCCAUUUACCUCUCCCUCCUCAAAUCCUCCGCCGCGCUCCCGUCCCUUUCCUUGCUUUCCUCUCUCUUUGCUCAUAUCCUCAAAUCCGGAUUCCAAAGUAGUAUCUUGGUGUCGACCGCCGUAGUCGACGCCUUUGCAAAGUGCUCAGAUAUCGGUUCGGCAUGUAAGGUGUUCGAUGGAAUGCCCGAGAGAGAUGUCGUUGCUUGGAAUGCGAUGCUUUCCGGGUACUCACGUAACGGGCAUGCGGAUGCCGCGUUGGAUCUGUUUCGUGAGAUGGGUCUUUACGGCGAGAAGCCCAAUUCACUUACGCUCUCCGUUUUGCUUCAGGUUAGCAGCGGCAGUGAUGAUAAGAGGAUUGGGAGGUCCAUUCAUGGUUACGUUGUUCGGCAUUGCGAGCUUGGUGAUGUUUUCUUGGGGAAUUCCCUUCUUGUUUAUUACAAUAAGGUUGGGGAUGUUCAUGUUUCGGAGAGGCUUUUUGAUAGGAUGGGGGAAAGGAAUGUUGUAUCUUGGAAUGCUAUGAUAGCUGGGUAUACCCAAAAUGGGCUUGUUUGUGGAGCUUUAGAAGCUUUUCACUUGUUGAGGGACGGAGGAUUGAAUCCGGAUAUUGUGGCCCUUGAAACCACUUUACAAGCUUGUGCUCAGUUAGGAGAGGAUGCUAUUGAUGAUGGCAAGUUGAUCCAUACUUUAAUAAUUAAGUCAGGGUGUUUUGUGGAUGUUUAUGCUAUGAAUUCUCUGCUUUUGGUGUACUGCAGAUGCGGGAAGAUGGAUUCUGCACAGUCAUUGUUCGAUGAAAUGGUGGCAAGGAAUAUUGUCUCUUGGAACAUUCUUGUCGAUGGGUAUGUUCGGAUGAAAUGCCCAGAGAAAGCUCUAGCACUUAUUAGGUGCUCACGUUUAACUGAAUCGGCACUAAGUUCUGAGUUGUUGGUUAGUUCUUUGCAAGCCGUAAGGCUUUUGUGUGGGCAUGUGGAACUUGUUGAGUCUAUUCAUUGCCUUGCUAUAGCAAUGGGACUUGAUUCUGAUAAAUUUGUGGGCACCUCGCUUCUCACUGCUUAUGGUGAUUGCGGCGAAAUUGGAUAUGCCCGCAAAUUCUUUGACCAUGUUCUCUGUAAAAUGCGCAAAGAAACUUUUCUCUGGAAUAUCAUGCUUUCUAUAUGUUCGCAUAAUGGAUGUUUCUCGGAGGGUUUUGAACUCUUACGCUCUAUGCAGUGCAAAGGUUGCCCUUUGGAUGCCGUUACACUUGUGAAUGGUCUAUCUAUCUGCACGCAAUCACAAAAUUUUUUUUCUGGCAAAGCCAUUCAUGGCUAUGUGUUGAGAAAUAAGUUUGAAGUGGUUAUUUUUGCUACGACUUCACUGUUGGAAUUUUACAUUAGUUUGGGGCUUUUAAAUGUUGCUUGCCAUUUGUUUUCAACAAUGCAGUAUCGAAAUAUAGUGACAUGGAACACAAUGAUACAUGGUUGUCUUCAGAAUGGCUUCCCGAGAUUGACAUUGAAGCUUUUCCAUUUUAUGCAACAAAAGGAUGGUUUUGUGCCAGAUUCAACAUCUAUUGCAGGAGUUAUCGAGGCCAUUGCUCUAAGAGGACAAAAGGAAGAAAGAAAAUUUAUCCAUCAGUAUGUGCUUGAAUCAGGUUUUGUCGAUGAUGAGUUCGUUGCUAAUUCUCUAAUAGCUAUGCAUUCAAGGUUUCAUGAAUUCGAUGAGGCAAGCUCAGUAUUCAGUAAAGCUAGCAAUCAGGGAACAAUUGCAUGGAAUAAUAUGAUAGCUGGGUACUCUUAUCAUGGCCUUAUAGAAAACGCUCUAUCACUUUUUCGUCUGAUGAAGCUUAAUAAUGUGGAUGCUGAUUCAGUUACUCUUCUCACCCUCCUCCAGGCCUGUAGAAAAGUCUCUUCUUUGAGCUAUUUAAUGAGGGUUCACGCAUUCAUAUCGAAACUUGGGUUUGAAUCUGAUGUUCUUAUUGGAUCUUCUGUGGUAAAUUUGUAUGCUAAAUGUGGUGAAUUGAGAACAGCUCGUCAGUUUUUUGAUGGUAUGAACUCCAAAACAGUGGUGUCAUGGAAUUCAAUGAUCCAAGGCUAUGGUCUACAUGGAAAUGUAGAGGUAGCCGGCGAACUCUUUGUUAAAAUGCAAAAAUCUGGCUUAACCCCUACUGCGAUCACUUUUCUCAUUCUUAUUUCAGCUUGUAGCCAUGCUGGUGAUAUAGAGAAGGGCCAGCAAUUCUUUAAUCUGAUGACUAGCACUUACUCAUUGGCACUAAGUAGAGAGCAUGUUUCAUCUAUUAUUGAUCUUCUUGGGCGCAACGGAUUAGUUGAGGAGGCACAUGAAACUUUGAUGAAAAUGCCAGUGAACCUGGGGGUUCAUUCUUGGGGUGCUUUACUCUCAGCAUGUCGAGUUCAUGGUAACUUUGACGUUGGAUUUGAUGUAGCGGAAAACCUAUCUAAACUGAACAGCUUAAACUGUGGGUACCGUGUUUUACUGUCGAAUAUGCGUGCGGAGGCGGGGAGAUGGUUAGAUGCAUCUUUGAUUAGAAAUAAAUAUAGCAGUUUGACACUCCAAAAGGUGCAUGGUGUGAGCAUUGUGGAUAGUUUCUCAUGACUUGAGAAACCCACGCAACAUUAGGCCUCAUCAUUCUUAAAAUCAACAAAAAUCGGCAUGAUGAUGGACAGGUCGUCUCAUUUCUGAAAGUACCAGUAGUCCAGGAGAUUUUGAAUGACUCUAAAACCAAUAAAUGGAAGUCGCUUGCUCUAUAUUGGUCUACAAUAACUCUGGUGGUUUCUUCUCUCCAAUAAAGGAGACAAGGCAACAGUGCCCGUUCUUGUACUUGGUGUUAGCAUACUGUGUGUGUUCUUACAUAAGCCUGCAAGAUACAAACAAAUAUUCAGAUCCAAGUUUUGUGGGGAUGCAACAACUAACAAACAUUUAUAAAACAGAUGAUCUAUCAAUAGUGGACAAGCUUCUAUUGACGAAAUUACUGCUGCUUUGAAAAGAAUUAUUGAUUGGUACAGUCCUAAAGCCAGCCAUCAAGUUAAUCUGCAAAAAUCAUUAGCGAAUUUUUCAAGACUCAGCUCCUGCAGCAAAGAAACUUGAAAUCUCAUCUUUUAUUUGGACGCAGGAGAUUGAUAAAGAGGCUCAGUACUCAGGAUGUCUCCCCUUGGGAGUUGACCAAUUGUGGAUCACUGAUAUACAAGAAACAAUCAGGAAGAACAAACCUGCCAUGCCAAAGGGACAAGACAUUCGUUCGGAGAUGUGCGGUUGAUGCAAUUCCGGUACGUGCUGUUCUGCACCAAAGUUUACUAUUAGGGGUGUAGACGGUUUGGUCCCAAACCGAAAACCAAACUGAACCAAACCAAAUAAGAUUAUUUGAUUCAAUUCUUAUGGUUUUUGAUUCGGUUCGGUUUUGAAAUUUACUAAAAUUCAGCUUUGGUUUGAUUUGGUUUUAACACAUUUCUUAACCGACAAUCCGAACCGAAAAUCGAAUAGUAAUACUUUGUACACUUUUAUCUAUAAUAUUUAUUAAAAUUUUGUACUGUU